AAAUAGCAGUACUUGGGAUUAAUCGCCUGCAAAAUUCCCGGGGUAAAAGGUCAGAAUUGCCGCCUACGCCUUUGAAGACUGCAAAGGCAAUGGCAGGACUAGACUGGCACGGGGGCGCCUGGUCCGGCACGGCGCUGCUGUUGCUACAAGCUGCCGCCGCAAAUAAGCAUUGGACACAUGCCAAUGGUUUUGGUUUUUGACAAGGUCAUGGUCAUGCACACAGGGGAGGGCCGGCAACUUCCUUUCACUUUCAGCCAAUAUAACCGUAACUCUCCCCAGACUAUGUGCUCUGAAUUUUCAGCUGAAUGAUGAUAGAAAAAUGAUUCAUUGAUUUUGACAAUUUGUACUUUCUAUUCGACUUUAGCCUGUUCGCUUGAGCUUAUCUACCGAAUCUACCAGUCAUUCAGCAGUAUUUUUCUAUCACAAUAAAUCAGCGAACAAUACUUUCAACAAUGACUUUCUGCCAAAUGAACAUGCUUACAUGUUCUCUGCGAAGUCAUCGCCUCAUAAUAUAUUAGUAGAAUUCUAUUACAGCAUGCAGACAUGUAUUCAAACUGGAUAGGAUAUGCAUAUUUGACUAACGUCUAUUGCACUGGCAGGUGCGUCCGGCCAGGACUUUGACCAGGGGCGAAGAGAAAAAGACCAGAGAGGGCUGCUAAAUUUCCAUCCAAGCCGGCGCCGGGUAUGUGCUGACAUUGUGACAACUGCGGCACCAGGGAAAAGGCGAUCAAAACAUGUGGAUGACAAAGAAGCUUGCCAUCACGGUUCUGCUCAUGCUUACUUCUCUGCUGACAGCACGGUAUUUGAUAGAGCACAGUGCGAAUUCGGGGAUAUCUCGGUAUCAAAUCCUCCAUCUGGUUCACCUGGACUGGUUCAAGAGCCCAGCGGAUGCACGAGAAACCACCACUCUGGAAGUAGCAGUAGUAACAACAGCAGAUGCUCCUCCAGCUUCAAACAGCUCGGAUUCCAGAAACUCCUCCCCUGAAGUGUUUCAGUGGCUAUACACAUGGAACCAGAUGAAGCAGUUAGCCAACAUCACCAACGGCCUUCCUCAUGCGAGCGAGGCGAUCAGCGAUGGGAGAACUGCAUGGGAAAACUUGACAGCAUCAGUUCAGAAUGCAAGCUCUCAGCACAGAGAGAAAGAGAGACUCUGCCCGUACUCAAUUCGCAGAAUGGAUGCUUCCAAGUCGGAGAAUGGCAUCUUUACCAUUGAUGUACCCUGUGGGCUGAUUGUAGGUUCUUCAAUAACUCUUAUAGGAACUCCUGGAGUACUCUCUGGUAACUUCUGGAUUGAUCUUGUUGGGACGGCACUUCCAGGGGAAUCUGAAAAGCCUAUUGCACUGCAUUACAAUGUCCGUCUGAAUGGCGACAAGGUUACUAAAGAUCCAGUGAUAGUGCAGAAUACCUUCACCGCAAACAAUGGCUGGGGGGUUGAGGAUCGCUGUCCCAGCACUAACUAUAGCAAUGCAACUGAAGUGGAAGAUCUAGAGAGAUGUAAUGCCAUGGUGGGCACAGAAGAGGACAUAAAUAACUCAAAACAUCAUACAGCUGCCAAACAUGGAGAGCCAAGCAAGUAUUUUCCAUUUAAACAGGGAUACCUUGCUAUUGCAACACUGCGUGUAGGAUCGGAGGGUAUCCAUAUGACAGUUGAUGGGAAACAUGUCACUUCAUUUGCAUAUAGGGCGGGUUUGGAACCAUGGUAUGUAACUGAAGUAGGAAUUUCUGGUGAUUUCAAACUUGUAAGUGCGAUUGUAAGCGGCUUGCCCACAUCAGAAGACUUGGAGAACUCUAAUAUUGAAGCGUUGAAGUCACCACCUAUUCCAGACGACAAAGAUGUAGACCUUCUGAUUGGCAUCUUUUCAACAGCAAACAACUUCAAGCGUAGGAUGGCAAUUCGAAGGACAUGGAUGCAAUAUGACGCUGUGCGCCAAGGAGCAGUAGCAGUCCGAUUUUUCGUUGGCCUGCAUACAAACCUAAUGGUAAAUGAGGAACUCUGGAAUGAGGCACAAACGUAUGGUGACAUCCAGGUGUUGCCUUUUGUUGAUUACUACAGCCUGAUAACAUGGAAGACACUAGCAAUAUGCAUUUAUGGGACCAGUUCACUAUCAGCCAAGUAUCUGAUGAAAACAGAUGAUGAUGCUUUUGUCCGUGUAGAUGAGAUCCAAUCCACAGUAAAACAGCUUAAUGUCAGCCAUGGGCUACUUUAUGGUCGCAUAAAUUCUGAUUCCAGUCCCCACAGAAAUCCUGAAAGCAAAUGGUACAUAAGCGAAGAGGAAUGGCCUGAAGAGAAAUACCCACCAUGGGCUCAUGGACCAGGAUAUGUAGUUUCACAAGACAUUGCAAGGGCAAUCAACAAUUGGUAUAAAGCAAGUCGCUUAAAGAUGUUCAAACUAGAGGAUGUAGCAAUGGGCAUAUGGGUAAAUGAUAUGAAGAAAGAUGGAUUACCAGUCAAAUAUGAAACAGACAAGAGAAUUAACAUUGACGGAUGCAAUGAUGGGUACGUUGUUGCUCACUACCAAGAACCAAGACAUCUGCUAUGCAUGUGGGAGAAGCUCCUAACGACACAACAAGCAGAAUGCUGCAGUACUAAGUAAUGGAUAAGGAACUUCAAUGCUUAGAUGUUGGCCCGGUUUAUGUAUCAGGCCACUCGCUAACUUUGCGAUAACAACAAAGAAGCCUUUAACAUCAAUUUUUUUUUCUGGUGCGCAGCACUAAUGUAAUUAAACUCAAUGAAUUACACAGAUAAAGUUAGUUCACCUCAUCCCAGCUUAUCUAUAUUUCCAGAGAAUGUUUUUUAAGAGAUACUAAAAGUCAGGAGAAAUUUAAUAUUUUGUUGCAUCUAACAUUAUGGGGAUACAAGCACUCCAGGUGUAUAAA
This is a messenger RNA of Sorghum bicolor (sorghum), 2877 nucleotides long. RefSeq names its product beta-1,3-galactosyltransferase GALT1. The coding region runs from base 735 to 2594 and encodes 619 amino acids. Lineage: Eukaryota; Viridiplantae; Streptophyta; Magnoliopsida; Poales; Poaceae. The record is from RefSeq and is a predicted model, not a curated record. Gene Ontology annotation, cellular component: Golgi membrane. Gene Ontology annotation, molecular function: carbohydrate binding; galactosyltransferase activity. The transcript has 7 exons.